AUGGCAAGCGAAUUUCCUUCAUUGGCACAUCUGGGCUCUGUUCCCCAAUCAUUGUUUAGUGGGACUGUAGCCAUCCUGGCAGUUGCAUGGUUCUCAGUAGUCCUGCGUGUCUAUGUUCGGAGUGUCAUGAUGAGAUCUUUUGGAUGGGACGAUUGGACCAUCAUGUUAGCCAUUGCGGCUUUCACAGUACAAUGUACAUACAUUAUAAAAGCCUCUCAGAUGGAGAUGCAACCACAAAAGUACAACAACGUUGAGGGUCUCUCAACUCUUGUAACAGACAUCAUCGCCUUUAGUGGAUCAUAUGCCAUUACUGGAGUCUUUCUGAAAAUCUCACUAGGGUUCUUCUUUCUUCGCAUUAUAGUCGAGCCGUGGCAAAGAAUGGUCAUCUACAUCUGCAUGGCUAUCAGCACCAUCUAUGGAUUCAUCUACUUUGGCAUCGUCACAUUUGGUUGCGGAGAUCCCCAGAAGUUCCUCUUACGCACAGUACAACACAAGUGCAUUUCGAUUGCCGAUGUCACCAUUCCUGCCAGCUAUGUGCAUACAGCUUUGAACGCGGCUACCGACUGGAUCAUGGCUCUUCUCCCCAUCGUCACCAUCUGGAAUCUCAAUAUGCCUCGCAUCACCAAAUUCUGGGCAUACCUCUUACUCGCGCUGGGAGCAGCAGGAAGUAUCGUCUCACUCAUCCGUUUCGGCUACGUUGAGGGUCUUCGUCCAGGAAAGAACUUCUUCAAGCAGAGCGCCAAGUUCGCUCUCUACAGUACCAUUGAGCCUGGUCUUGGUAUCACGGCUGUUUGCUUUGCAACCCUCCGACCGCUGUUCAAGAAGUGCCUUGAAGGCGCAAAGUCGGUCUCAGCUUCGCAGAACAGUCGUGGAGGCAGAAAGACACCUUCAAUGGUACCAGACAUUCAGCUUAAGGGACUCCCGUUGUCUAGAGCCCAUCAACGUGAGGGGUUCCGUACAUUUGGAGAGUCAGAGGACGAAGACUCACAGGGCUGGACCGAAGUAUCUGUCGUGUCUCAGGACUUGGAAAAAGGCCAGGACUCAAGAUGGCCACAGAACCCUCGACCGCUGUGA
Molecule: messenger RNA, 1074 nt
Organism: Aureobasidium subglaciale EXF-2481
Lineage: Eukaryota; Fungi; Ascomycota; Dothideomycetes; Dothideales; Saccotheciaceae
Exons: 3
Coding region: 1-1074 (357 amino acids)
Source: RefSeq, a predicted model, not a curated record